AUGGGGUCUUACAUCGAACCAGAAAAGGUCUUCACCUUGAAUACUGGCGCUGCAAUUCCAGCAUUUGGACUUGGCACGUGGCAAUCGGCGCCGGAAGAAACGAUCAAAGCAGUCAAGCAUGCCAUCUCAGUUGGAUAUCGACAUAUCGAUACAGCUUACUUCUAUGGUAAUGAGGAGUCAAUUGGACAAGCGCUCAAGGAAGUCCUGGAUGAGGGGGUGGUCGACCGCAAGGAUUUAUUCAUCACUACCAAACUGUGGUGCACCUAUCACACCCGCGUCGAAGAAGCACUCGAUAAAAGCCUUCAGAGUCUUGGGCUGGAUUAUGUGGAUCUGUAUUUGAUGCAUUGGCCGAUUGCCAUGAAUGCCAAUGGCAAUCAUGACACUCGGCCGAUGAAGGAAGACGGAAGUAGAGAUCUAGACACCACCAGAUCUCACGUCCAAACCUAUCAUGACAUGGAAAAACUGCUAGUCUCUGGGAAAGUCAAGGCGAUCGGGGUAGCCAACUACUCGGUCGGAUAUCUGAAGGAACUUCUGGCCAACUGCUCGGUCGUCCCAGCCGUGUGUCAGGUCGAACUGCAUCCUCGACUUCCCCAAGAAGAACUGGUAGCAUUCUGUCGUCAACAUGGCAUUCACAAUACUGCUUACUCUCCUUUGGGAAGUAGUGGUGCACCUUUGAUCUCCGAUCCAGUUGUGCAAGCACUGGCCACGCAAAAGGCAAAACCAGCUGGUAACAUCCUUCUCAACUACCAUGUCGAACGUGGAUGCUCUGUUCUGCCAAAGUCGGUUGAUCCAUCGAGAAUAGCGCAGAAUCGUCAGCUCGUGCCUUUGAGCAAAUCUGACAUGCUUGAACUGAGUGCCAUCUCCAAAGACCGGCCCAAACGAUUCCUGUGUCCUGAUUUUGCGGGACAAUUUGGGUGGACAGACACUAAAUAG
This is a messenger RNA of Exophiala mesophila, 933 nucleotides long. RefSeq lists its product as uncharacterized. The transcript is spliced from 4 exons. Lineage: Eukaryota; Fungi; Ascomycota; Eurotiomycetes; Chaetothyriales; Herpotrichiellaceae. Gene Ontology annotation, molecular function: aldose reductase (NADPH) activity. The coding region runs from base 1 to 933 and encodes 310 amino acids. Gene Ontology annotation, cellular component: cytosol. The record is from RefSeq and is a predicted model, not a curated record.